UGAUCUUAUGACAAAGUUCUCAAAUCUGAAACAAACCUGUCCUGAAGACUGGCAGAAGUUUGAAUCCAGUUGGUACUUCCUGUCUACUGUGAAAAAACCCUGGGGGGAGAGCAGACAGGAGUGUCUGAUGAGAGGAGCAGACCUGGUGAUCGUAAACAGUGAUAAGGAACAGGAGUUUCUCUUCAACCUCCACCUGAGCGCCUGGAUUGGUCUGACUGACUCUGUUACUGAGGGGGCCUGGAAGUGGGUGGACGGCACCCCACUGACCACAGGGACAGUGACCCCAACCCACCUCCAGGCUGUGUAAGGGCUUUUUGACCAAGAUGAAGAGUGAUGGAGUGCUGCAUCAGAUUACCUGGCCUCCACAAUCCCCUGACCUCAACCAAAUUGAGAUGUUUUGGGAUGAGUUGGACCACAGAGUGGAGGAAAAGCAGCCAACAAGUGCUCAGCAUAUGUGGGAACUCCUUCAAGACUGUUGGAAAAACAUUCCAGGUGAAGCUGGUUGAGAGAAUGCCAUGGCUGUCGUCUAAUGUAGGGCAGGAGGAGGGCUGUACUUAAUUAAUGUGGUCAGUGUGAAAACGAUGAUUGAUAUCAGACCAGAAAUAUUGUUAGUAAGACUAGCUAAGCAUUGGCACCAAGUGUAGAGUUUGCACAUGUUUUUUUCAGAUUAGUCCGAAAGCAAAGCUAAAACAUUUACAUAUUACCAUAAUGUUGUCUUCUUUCUGUUAACCUAAGUUUAAAUGUUAAUGUGUUAUAGUCUCUAUGGCCAAUACACAGAACACAACACAGUAUCCUCAUAUUUUCUAUUUCAUAGAAGCAAUGCCAUUUCAUUCCAUUUCAUAAUUUCAUAGAAGUAAUACUUCAUUAAUAAACUGUUUAGAGGGAAAAGGACAAAGCUGAAACUGAUACAGUAUUGUGACUGAUUCUAAAGGCUGCCAAUAAUCUAUUGCCACAAAUUAAUUACAGGUGAAAGCAAGAAAGAUAAUGUCAGGUACCAUGUAAAUGUGCUCACAUUUAAUUUCACAAUAUUAAGGAAAAUGUUAAUGUACAUCAAACAUUUGUAGGUAAUGAAAUAAUAAACACAUUUAAACAAA
Oncorhynchus nerka (sockeye salmon) is the source of this 1094-nucleotide messenger RNA. RefSeq names its product C-type lectin domain family 4 member E-like. The transcript has 4 exons. Lineage: Eukaryota; Metazoa; Chordata; Actinopteri; Salmoniformes; Salmonidae. Bases 8 to 307 code for a protein of 99 amino acids. The record is from RefSeq and is a predicted model, not a curated record.